Messenger RNA from Linum trigynum, 753 nucleotides. Lineage: Eukaryota; Viridiplantae; Streptophyta; Magnoliopsida; Malpighiales; Linaceae. The record is from the annotation of a GenBank genome assembly.
AUGAAGACGAAAGGUGGUGGCGCCAACCUUUUUCCCUGCGAACCACCGAUUGAUGAGGAAGCAAAGUUGGAGGCGGCGGCUAGCCGGGUUGCGUCGCCAGAAUUGGAGAAGCAGGAAUCCUCGGCGAUGGUGGAUGGCGCGACAAGGACGAAGAAGGCGGAGGAGGGUUGUGGCGGCAUCGGUUCUCCUCCCACGAACCCUGGGGCGAUUGCCUUGACCCGAGCGGAGCAGCAAGGGCGUGAGCGGGCUGGGCUCUUGUCAGACCAAGGGGAUCGAUUGAGUGGGCCAGGAAGAGGAAAGGAAUGGGCUGAAUUAGGGCCUGAGCACAGACUGAAAUUUGGAAGGGAGUGGACCGAUCCAGAACCAGUUUGUGGACCAUUCUUUGGUUCGAAUGAGGCUUUGGUACAAAAGCCAAUGCUUGGGCCUUACAUGAGCAGAUUGACAUGUAUCCUUCUAAAUGGAGUUGGGCCAAAAUUAUCAAGUCACAUGGGCCAAUGGAAUGGACCUGAAGAAUUGGUGGCCACAUCAAUAUAUUGGGCAAAAGAUGGGUUGAGUCUGUCCUUCCGUCAACUGAGGAGGCCAUCGCCGCCGGUGAUGGAAGACUCGGCGAUGGAAGGGAAGAAGAAGAGAUGCGGCGGGGGCGGCAAAGUGCUCUUCCCGCCAAGGAUGAAGAAGGUGACACAGGAGGUUGGCGGCGGUGAGUUACUUUGGCUCGCAAACUCUCUGCUGCCUCUUGCCCAAACGACCCAGUAG